Molecule: messenger RNA, 1250 nt
Organism: Galdieria sulphuraria
Lineage: Eukaryota; Rhodophyta; Bangiophyceae; Galdieriales; Galdieriaceae
Product: ubiquitin-protein ligase/ zinc ion binding protein
Exons: 1
Coding region: 173-1117 (314 amino acids)
Biological process (GO): protein ubiquitination
Cellular component (GO): endoplasmic reticulum
Molecular function (GO): ubiquitin-protein transferase activity
Source: RefSeq, a predicted model, not a curated record
UGUGAGGGUGCGUAAUUUUCUGGAAACUAUAAGGCUUAUGUCUACGGUUGGACCAUAGGCAUGUUAUGGUUGGCCAUGUUGGAGGAGUCUUUUUGUUGUCGCGUGGUAGUUGGUAAAUGGGAGGAGGAGGAUAAGCAAUAGCUUUUUGUUGUGCACAAGUUAUUUAUAUACUAUGGACGGUCUUGGUAUGACAACAGGGCUUCGGAUUGAAGUCCUCAUAGCGUUUGCGGUAGCUGUGGGUUUUUUUAUCAUCGUUGGGCUGUCAACAGGGUUGUAUAACCACGUUCAAAGAAGAAGAGGGAGACCGGGUCUUUUCGCUUACUCACCAACAGUUCGCCCUUAUCGUCCAAACAGAAGGAAUCAAAGACCAAAGGGGUUGCGUGAGGCAGAGAUUCAAGUGUUAUGUCCAGAAAUAGAGUACAGAGGAGCUGAAAAUGAACCUCUGCUGGUUUCUACAAAAAACAGCGAAAUUAAUAAGACUGGCUCAGAUAAGGAAGGAAACGUUGUAAUUACUAUUCCAUCGGAAGUUGCUCGAACUGUACACAGUUCUUCCAGUUCAGGAGCACCUUAUUCUGCUCUUUCUUGGGAAACGGUCAAAGAAAGUAUUCCCUUCAUGUAUGCCAAAAGUAAAGGAGAGUCUGAUUAUAUAGACGGAGAGAAAUUACCUGACACGAAAGAGUUCUUUUUGGGUAAACACCUUAUACCAGAUGAAGUUUGUGCCGUUUGUUUGGAUACCGUGGAAUUGGGCGCAUAUUUGAGACUUCUUCCUUGUGGUCACGCUUUUCAUUCAAGCUGUAUUUCACAUUGGUUAGCUUCAGCGAACCGUUGUCCUUUAUGUAACGAACCUCCGUUGAAAAGAACUCCAGCAAGUGGUGAGCAGGUAACAAGUGGUUACCAUCCUGUAAAUAGGACUGUCAUUUCAUCGAGUACUGAAUCAAAUCAUUUAGAAGAUGUUUCAAGUUCUAAUGAAACGAUCGACGUCAACACUCUUUGUCAAACAUCUCAACAAGCUUUUGAAGAUAUUAAGCUUUCACUGGCACGAAGGUUUUUAGAGCGACAGAAGAAAGAACGAGAAAGUAGGGAAGUGGAGACAGAACCUUAUAAACAAUUGGCUUAAUGGGUCUUGUUGAAAGACACAUUGUGUUAUAAAUGUUAUACGAAGGAAAAGAACGGUGUGGAUUAUUUGUAGACUUUAUUGUGAUUGAUUGUUUUCAGACGAUGGUAAUUAUAAUAAACGAGUGUUGAAAGUG